CAUUGUCAAGUUGUGGUGACGUGCGUACAUUUUUCAAUACGUGGCUGACGUUUUGGAUAUUUUGUGGAGAUUGUCGCAUUCAAUAUUGGUUUUGCAAGGCAAAAUCACCAACUCGUGUUAAUUCCUAUCGCGCCAGUGAAGAAACUAAAUUUAUAAAUCGAAAAUGGAUCAAAUCGCCAAGUUUGUUGAGCCUGGUAAGCAGUUUGCCAAGGACUCCAUCAGACUGGUCAGGAGAUGCACAAAGCCAGACAGAAAAGAAUUCCAAAAGAUCGCCGUGGCUACCGCUAUCGGUUUCUGCAUCAUGGGCUUCAUCGGUUUCUUCGUCAAGUUGAUACACAUCCCAAUCAACAACAUCAUUGUUGGAUCGUAGGCGCUAGUAAAUUAGUUGUUAGUUGUAAUUCCUAUGUUAAGGCUCCCAGACAUCUAAGUUAAACUCUCACUGUUUCAUUUUCCUACAAAUACAAUCUAAUAAGAGAAUAAAUUAUUCCAUUUUCUA
Messenger RNA from Pectinophora gossypiella (pink bollworm), 496 nucleotides. Its product is annotated as protein transport protein Sec61 subunit gamma. The record is from RefSeq and is a predicted model, not a curated record. The transcript is spliced from 3 exons. Lineage: Eukaryota; Metazoa; Arthropoda; Insecta; Lepidoptera; Gelechiidae. Gene Ontology annotation, biological process: post-translational protein targeting to membrane, translocation; protein targeting. Bases 164 to 370 code for a protein of 68 amino acids. Gene Ontology annotation, molecular function: transmembrane protein transporter activity. Gene Ontology annotation, cellular component: membrane; Ssh1 translocon complex.